Messenger RNA from Pleuronectes platessa (European plaice), 2701 nucleotides. It is a transcript of the gene rbck1, whose product is annotated as RanBP-type and C3HC4-type zinc finger containing 1. Lineage: Eukaryota; Metazoa; Chordata; Actinopteri; Pleuronectiformes; Pleuronectidae. Gene Ontology annotation, molecular function: ubiquitin binding; ubiquitin-protein transferase activity. The transcript is spliced from 13 exons. The coding region runs from base 149 to 1741 and encodes 530 amino acids. Gene Ontology annotation, biological process: proteasome-mediated ubiquitin-dependent protein catabolic process; positive regulation of canonical NF-kappaB signal transduction; protein linear polyubiquitination. The record is from RefSeq and is a predicted model, not a curated record. Gene Ontology annotation, cellular component: LUBAC complex.
GAACACCAGUCGGUUUCGCUUUCAUUUCUUCCUGUCGGACUGUCAGCGGUGAAAACCUGAACGAAGCACGAACCACGAAAUUUAGUCUGCGGGUUGAGACCGAUCCUGAAUCAGGGCUUGGACACGUUUCCUCUCUGCAGGUGGGACCAUGGCGUCUGAGGUGGCACCGACAGUCAAUUUGAAAGAGGCGGAGGAACUCGCCCUCUCUCUGAGCAACGCCCUCAGCACUGGGAAUACUCAGGAAGCUGUGGAACUCUGCCAGAGGCUGUCACAGCUGUCUGUCCCCGUGUCCGUCAGCGUCAACAAACCGGCCUACCCGCAGGACGCCAUAAGGUUGAAAGUCGGAGUCGAGGAUGCUCAGUCCGACAACUUCAUCCCGAUGACCGUUGUGGUUUCUGCUGAUAUGACAAUUGCACAACUCAAAGACCAGUUCAGCCAGGACUUCGGGUUCCCGCCCACGCUGCAGCGCUGGGUGAUCGGCAAGCGGCUGGCUCAGGACCGGGAGACGCCGUACAGCCACGGCGUUCGUGAGAGUGGAGACCUGGUCUUCCUCUUCAUCCUCUCCGCCCACACCGCUCACCUCACACGCUAUCAGUACAAACUGGACCAGGACCAGCAACGCAUAGACGGCAUCGUGGACUCAAUGGCCUUGUUCCAGCCUUUUCCCAAAGGAGGUGUGGGUGAGAAGACGGCUCCUCCUCCAAAGCCUCAGCAGACUGCUCCUCCUCCAAAGCCUCAGCAAACUGCUCCUCCUCAGGUUAAACCCAGGACGGCCCCUCGCCCCACUGUGCCUCCUAAACCUCAGUUUGGCUGGACCUGCACUCAGUGCACGUACGUAAACAAACCAACUCGUCCCGGCUGUGAGAUAUGUGGAGGGGAAAGGCCAGAGGAUUAUGAGGUGCCUGCCAUCUACCAGCCCGACCUGCAGGAGGUUGUAUGGAUUCAGCAGGAAGAGCUGGCCAUGUUGCAGUAUGAGAAGACUCAGCGGGAGGAGCGAGAGAAUAACUACCUGCACUUUUUGGCAACAGAAGAACAGAAUCUGAUCCCCAACACCACAGAGACAGAUUGUCCCAUCUGCUUCUCCACUCUGGAGCCGGGAGACGGCAUCGUGCUCCGAGAGUGUCUGCACACCUUCUGCAGGGAGUGCCUACAAGGGAUGAUAGUGAACAGUCAAGAUGCAGAGGUGUCGUGUCCUGACAAUUGUGACAGUAAAAUACUGGACCGAGAAAUCCGGGAGCUGCUCUCCGACGAAGAGCACCAGCGGUUUCUGGAGCUGCGUCUGAGCAUCGCAGAGAGCCGCGCGGAGCACAGCUUCCACUGCCAGACUCCCAACUGUCGGGGAUGGUGCGUCAACGAGGACGAGGUCAACGAGUUCCUGUGUGAACUCUGCCAGGAAACCAACUGCAUCCUCUGCAGGGCCAUCCAUGACGGCAUGAAUUGCAAGGACUACCAGGAUGACCUGCGCAUCCGAGCAGAGAACGACCUGGCGGCUCAGCAAACUAAGCAGAUGUUGGAGAGCAUGCUGCAGAAUGGCGAGGCCAUGAAAUGCCCGACCUGCGAUGUCGUGGUCCAGAAGAAGGACGGCUGCGAUUGGAUCUGCUGUUUGAUGUGCAGGACCGAAAUCUGCUGGGUCACCAAACAAGCUCGCUGGGGACCAAACGGCAAUGGCGACACAUCGGGUGGAUGCAGAUGUCGGGUCAAUAAUCAGGCGUGCCAUCCCAACUGCAAGAAUUGCCACUGAGGCGAGCACGAGUGAACAAAUACAGUGUGUGUGUGUGUGUGUGUGUGUUGUGUGUGUGUGUCAGCGCACGCACUGUCUCAAGAGAUGCAGACCUCAGCUGAUGCUCAGGCUUUUGGUUUAACACUGCAUACAUUCACAUAUUCAUUUGGACUGUUGAAAUGACUCCGAGCCCAGAUUCCUGGACUCUACUCAGGCGUGUUCCUGCUGCUGAGGCACAUCUCUCUUCAACAGUGCGUCUGCCACUGAUAGAAGUUCCAUAUGCAGGUUAUGCAAAGUGCCAACUUUAUUUUCUGCAUCUCUACAGCCGAGGAUAUUAAGUUUACCUCAUGAGAUUAUAAGCUUUACCGGGACACUCUGCUUUAAUAUUCACUUUUUUGUGAUGAAUCAAUGCUUCAUAUCCAUUUUAACAGCCAUUUUAUUUUGUUGACUCAAGUCUGGCUUUAACUCCAAUAACACACACACAGAAAUAUAUGAUUAUCCCCUCACAUACAGUAUAUAUAGUCUAAUAUACUUUUCUUAUGGCUACAACUAACUAACUACAUCUAACCAUGUUUACCCAUAUAUUAUCUACACCGCUUCUCCUCUUGAGGGUCAUGGCGAGGAGCUGGAGACAAUCCCGCCUGAGGGCUGAGGUACAGAGACAAACCCCCAUCACACUCACAUUCACACCUACGCUCAAUUUAAUCUCCAAUUAACUUCACCAUCCAGCAAUGUUCAUACAUUGAUCAGUUAUUUUCUCAAUUAAACCAGAAACAAGUAACAGAAAUGUUUUAUUUUUAGUGGUAGUUUUUAAACAAGGGCUUUUCUUUCAGUUGUCCAAUCAGGCUGCGGUGAAGGAUGUUGUUUUUAAUUGUUUACACUGAAUGAAUGUGAUUAUUAUGUAAAAACAAGCUGCUCUGGUGCAAUUCAGGAUUUUGAAGUAUCGUAUUUUAAAAGAUUAAAAAGGUGGAUGAAUAAUGA